CUCGUGCAAGUCUGCCCCUCAUGCCCGUCACGCGUGGACGUGCAGCAAAGGCUGCUCACUCAGCGUCUGCGACGCCAACCACCACCGUCUCGCCCGGAUUCAGCGCCGGAGCCUCCAUAUGCUCGACUCCUGAUACCUCCGUCAUGGACGAAGAUGACACAAUCCUCAAGCAAGAUAUUGUCAAGACCACCAAGACUACCAUAGCCAGCAAAAAGCGUGCGCUCGAAGAUGCCUCUGAGGAAGAGGCCCAGACGUCGUCGACCAAGAGAGGGGCUAAGCGCAGAGUGGUUCAGCAAACCGCAUACGUGGAGAUAGCCACCAUGAAAGUAGCCAAGACCUCUGCAUCUGAGGCUACGCUGUCAAGGACCAGGCGUUCAAGUAGAGCUUCCGCCGCAGCCGUCGCUGUCGUCGAAGACUCAGAUAUUGUCGACGAAUCUGAUGACAGCGGUUCUGAAUUUGACCCCUCUGAAGGCGAAGCGGGUUCAGACUUUGCAGACGAUCUUGAUGAGUCUGACGAGGAAGCUCUGGUCGACACCGUCGUCAAGCAGUCCCUGCAGACCGCCCGUGAGGAUCGGGAGCGGGCCGCAGGUCUGGUUAGCUCAGGUGCGGGUUCAUCCAAGCCACGAGCAAAGGCUGCAGCAUCAAAGAAUGGUGGCUCUGGACGUCGUCGUUCAGCGAAGGAAGACGCAGACAUCGAGCUUGACUCGUUGAGCGAGCUCGAGUACGAAGAUCUGUCCGCUCUUGAAUCGGAUGAGUCGGAAGAGGAGCCACUCGCCAACGGCAAAGCCAAGCAAGCGGCAAAGGAAAAGGGCAAGGGCAAGGGCAAAGAAUCCGAGGAGUUCAAGCACUUGACUAAACAGCAGCUGAGAAAGCUGACCAAGGAGGAACGCAAGAUGUACCUUCUUCGGCGAAGAGGCAUCGCCAAGGAAGAGGCCGAGAUGCGUGUCAAGUUGGGACGCAAGUUGACCCGCGCUGAGAAGGCGACUAUUGCACUUCAGCGACAUCAUCCUGAGCUUCGGGAUGUAUGGGGUGAUUUAGAGCGAGGUAUCGAGAUCGUCGUACCCAAGAAGGCUGAGCAGCCGCCGAACUUGAAGGUCCAACUCCUUCCCUUCCAGCUGGAGAGUCUCUCCUGGCUUAGAGAGCAGGAGAAGGGCAUCUGGAGUGGUGGUAUGCUUGCGGAUGAGAUGGGUAUGGGGAAAACUAUCCAGAUGAUCUCGCUCUUGGUUUCCGACUACGGUGCGAAACCGAACUUGGUCGUUGCGCCCACUGUCGCUAUCAUGCAAUGGCGUAACGAGAUUGAGUUGCACACUGAGGAUAUGCUGAAGACGCUCGUCUGGCAUGGUGCAUCUAGGGAGUCCAGCAUCAAAGAGCUGAAGAAGUACGAUGUUGUCUUGACAUCUUACGCGGUCUUGGAGAGCUGCUUCCGCAAGGAGCACAGCGGAUUCAAGCGCAAGGGCAAAAUCAUCAAGGAAAGGUCGCCGCUUCAUGCCAUUGAGUGGAACCGGGUCAUCCUUGACGAGGCGCACAAUAUCAAAGAGCGGUCUACGAACACCGCGAAGGCGGCGUUCGAACUGCAAGCAAGGUACCGCUGGUGCCUGUCUGGUACCCCGCUCCAGAAUCGUGUAGGAGAGCUUUACAGUCUUGUCCGCUUCUUGGGUGGUGAUCCAUUCUCGUACUACUUCUGCAAGUCCUGCGACUGCAAGUCCCUGCACUGGAGCUUCAAGGACAAACGUUCCUGCGACGACUGUGGGCAUAGUCCCAUGAAGCAUACCUGCUUCUGGAACAACGAGAUCUUGACGCCUAUCCAGAAGAAUGGAAUGGUCGGCCCAGGUGCGAUCGCGUUCAAGAAAUUGAAGAUUCUCUUGGACAGGAUGAUGCUGCGUCGUACUAAGAUCCAACGUGCGGAUGACCUUGGGCUGCCUCCUCGCACUGUCAUCAUCAAGCGCGAUUACUUCAGUCCGGAAGAAAAGGAGCUGUACCUGUCGCUGUUUUCCGAUGCUAAGCGGCAGUUCAACACCUACGUCGACUCCGGGACCGUCCUGAACAACUACUCAAACAUUUUCAGCUUGCUCACGCGUAUGCGUCAGAUGGCUUGUCAUCCAGACCUUGUCCUACGCAGCAAAAACAAUGUCGGUGUGUUUCUUCAGGACGAGACUGGGGAAGGCACUGUCUGCCGGCUGUGCAACGAGUUCGCCGAGGAUGCCUUGCAGGCGAAGUGUCGCCAUGUCUUCGACCGCGAGUGCAUCAAGCAGUAUCUUGAGGCGUCCCUCGAGCCUAUGCCCGCUUGUCCCGUUUGCCAUGUUGCGCUCACCAUCGACCUCGAGGCUCCUGCUCUCGAGUUCGACGAGGCCGCCACCAAGCGUCAGGGUAUCCUUGGGCGGCUCGACCUCGACAAGUGGCGGUCGUCCUCCAAGAUCGAGGCGCUCGUUGAGGAACUGCACAACCUCCGCAAGCAGGACGCAACGACGAAGAGCAUCGUGUUCAGCCAGUUCGUCAACUUCUUGGAUCUGAUCGCUUUCCGGCUACAGAAGGCUGGUUUCACAGUCUGUCGUUUGGAGGGUACGAUGAGCCCGCAGGCUCGCGAUGCCACGAUCAAGUAUUUCAUGAACAACGUUCACGUUACGGUUUUCCUCGUUAGCUUGAAGGCGGGCGGUGUCGCGCUGAACCUGACAGAAGCGUCGCGCGUCUAUCUCAUGGACAGCUGGUGGAAUCCUGCCGUCGAGUACCAGGCCAUGGACCGUAUUCAUCGUCUCGGUCAGCACCGUCCCGUGCAGGCUAUCAAGCUCGUCAUCGAAGACAGCAUCGAGAGUCGUAUCAUCCAGCUGCAGGAAAAGAAGGCCGCCAUGGUCGACGCCACUCUCUCUACUGAUGAUACGGCAAUGGGUCGUCUUACCCCCGAGGAUCUUGGCUUCCUGUUCAGGUUGUAAUAACCUGAGCUUCUACCUGCCGCGCCUCCGGUAGCGCUGCCAUAUACCUGAGAUCUCUUUCCUGUUUGUUCUUCUACUGUACAAUCAUUGACUGCAGACUAAUGUCUUCGUUAUGCUUAUGGCUUCUUAUGGUGAAUUGACUAUGUUUGGGGUUCCAUCCUCGCGUCGGUGUAGAAAUGCUUAUUUGCGUUUGUCGCCCGUCCUGGGAGCUGCUUUCGAUUGCUCCCAUUUCGCUCCAUUACCUCUUUAUGUUGCUGAUACAUUCAGUCAUGUGGCAGCCUGUACUGUUGUCCGUGCGUCAAUGUGCGCUCAUGCAGGGCGUCAGCGCGGUGGAGAACAAGACUAUAUAACUUGGUAAUGUUACAGGAGGUUGGAGGUAGAUUGUCAAAGCAGGAGUUCCAAUGGUAUCACCCAUUCUCUUCCUAAAAUCAUAGGCGGGCAUUCUUGGGGAGCUUCUUGAUGGCUUGGCGCACACCCAGGUCCCCAAGGACAUCCUCGGAUCCGCCCAAGAUGGCGUCGUACGGUGAUGUCCGGUGGUAAUUCUCAACAAGCUUGCCCAUACCGGUCUGAGUGAUACCACGACCGCCGAAAAGCAACGUCGCGUCUUCUGCGGUUUCGCGACCAGUGCGGGUGAUAUACUGCUUCAGAAGACCAAUAGUGCCAGCGAUCUUGUCCGACUGUUCAUCAUACGACAUAUUGUUCAUCUGAUGGGUCACGAACUCCAGCCAGUUUUGUCCACUCUCAACCCUCGCGAUCAUGGCCGCCAACCGUGCCCGCACGACCGCCUGCGUGUUCAGCGGCUUCCCGAAUGCGAUGCGCUGGUUCGUCCACUUCAAGCACUCCUCCACAAUCUUGCGCUGCGCAGCGAUGGAUGUACAGACGAUCAUCCACCGCUCGUGGUUGAAGUUGCUCAGGACGACCUGCAUGCCCUGGCCGACCUUGCCGAGGGUGUUCGCCACUGGGGCCCGCGCGCCGUCAAACGUGACGUAAGACGUGCCUGCCGUGGAGGAGUAGGCGGUCUUGAUUGCCUUGGUCGAAACCGCGUCCUGGCGUGGGACGAGGAUCACGACAUAACCUUUAUCAGUCCGCGCGGCGACGGUGAAGUAGUCCGCAAAAGUGCCGUUCGUGAUCCACUUCUUUGUCCCCGUGAUGACCCACUCGUCACCGUCGAGCUCCGCGUACGUCUGCAGGCCGCCGACGUCGCUACCCGCGAAGGCCUCGCUGAUGGCCAGGCAGAUAAACUUCUUGCCAUCCAGCACCUCGGGGACCACCUUGGCCUGGAGCUCAGGCGAGCCGAAGUUCAGGACGGGAGGAAGGCCGAUGACCUCUCCUGCGAGGAGGCCGUCGACAUAGCCUCGUGUUCCGAGACGACCAAUCUCGUAGUUGACUAUGAGCUCAUGGAAGUGGUCAAAUUCCUCUGGGGUAACGAUGCCGCCCAUAAGCUUGCGACCCUUCAAAUGCUUGCCAGGGCCUAUACGCAUCGCUGGGAUGUUGUUCUCGCAGAGCUUUUCCACGACCUCCUGAGAGAUGCGCUUCCCGUACUCCUCGCACUUGACGGCAUCCGGGAGCACGACCUCCUCGAAAAACUUGCGCACAACCUUCUGGAACCGCCUGUGAUUGUCGUUGUAGUACGGGCUGUGGAAACCAGGCGAGAGCCAUGCGGGCUCGGCAUAGGGGACGCUAGAGAUGUCUCCGGGAACGGUAGCCUGGACGAACUCCUUCUGACCAGCAAUGGUGCCAAUCUGCAACCUUGCGUACUGUGGCCGGAGAAGGACUUCAUGCCGGUGCAACCCGAAGAACGCUUCUGUCGCAUCCUUUCCGGCAACAUUCUUCGUGAGUAGGACGCCUACGCCGCCUGGGUGCAGGUUGGCAAAUUUGGAGAGAUCAUAGACCUUGGAGUCAAUGAUGAUCCACAAGUCCCCUGCCUUGUUGUGCUGAGCAACUUCCUCCGCUGUGAAUGUCUUCCCUGCCAUACUUCCUUCGGAGCCUAUCCAAAGACUUCCGGUAUGUUCCAAGUGUCGCGGAGUGCAACUCAGAAAGCUAGAAUAGUGUUCAGGAGCUGGUCGACAGAGUCCAAGGCAGCCAAAGCC
Messenger RNA from Dichomitus squalens LYAD-421 SS1, 5017 nucleotides. RefSeq lists its product as uncharacterized. Gene Ontology annotation, molecular function: ATP-dependent chromatin remodeler activity; ATP binding; metal ion binding. The record is from RefSeq and is a predicted model, not a curated record. Bases 21 to 2927 code for a protein of 968 amino acids. The transcript has 28 exons. NCBI's taxonomy places the organism in Eukaryota, Fungi, Basidiomycota, Agaricomycetes, Polyporales, Polyporaceae.